UCAGAGAUGGAAUGCAAUCGACUGCAAUGGCGUGGCGUUUGAGGGAUUUCCCCAAACGAAGGAGUGAAAGUCUGGAAAUUUGAGCGUGAAAAUUGUACGAACACCAACUAAAUUGUUAUACAUUUCUCUACAAGAAUAUAAAGAUUUCAAUCCUUUGACCAAAUGAAAUUUGCCGAGGGGUUAUGUAGCGAUAUUAAGUUUUGUUCAUUGGUCCGUGACGAUUAUGUCAAAUCGUCAUUACCGGAAUCUCGCACACCAAGCGGUAAACAUAAUGAAUGAGGAACAGGAGGCCUAUGUGGAAAGUCCAAGUCUUCCAGCGAAUCUACCACCUCAGGCAGACAACAAUGCAGAACGCGGUAAUUCAGCGGCCAAUAGCGGAGAAAGUGACCAAGCGAGAGUUCCGGCAAGUGACCAAGCAAUCGCCGCCAAUGCUGAGAACUUAGAUAGGGUCGAUGGUUAUGAUGAAGUUUUUGAUCAAAACGUGAGCGCAGAUUUUGAAUGUCCCAUAUGUAUGCUGGUAUUACGUAAUCCUGUUCAAACAGGAUGUGGACAUCGCUUUUGUGGAGCGUGCAUCAAUAGACACUUGGCAAACGUUCACACUUGCCCAAUUGACAACCAACAGCUGGACCCGAGCGAGAUAAACGCUGAUAAUUUUGCUAAGAGGGAAAUAUAUAUGCUUCGUGUUAAAUGUCGGACUGUAAAGAACGAAAAGGAAUGCCCUUGGAUCGGAUGCCUGAAAGACGUUGAGGAACAUUUAAAAACUUGUCCAUUUGUGGAAGCGCCAUGUCCGAAAGGGUGUAAUCAAAAUGUAGAGAGGAAAGCGUUGGACCAUCAUUUGAAGAAGGAAUGUCCAAAACGAACAACAACCUGUACACAUUGCAAGACUGAAGUGCUCCAUAAGAACUACAAGGAUCAUUAUGGAAAGUGCCAAAAAGUAGUUGUUCCUUGUCCCAAUUGUAAACAGAAGAUGCUGCGAGAAAAGUUGGUUGCUGGACAUGAAAAGGAGUGUCCCAAAGGACAGGCUGUGUGUGAUUUUAAAUCGUAUGGAUGCAAGUGGACGGGGCAGCGAUUUAAUCUCCAAAACCAUCUAAACAACGAAAUACAGUUACAUUUGUCCAUGCUGUGCGCUGCUUUAGCCGUAUUGUUACCUCAAAACGGAAAGGAAAAGAGCAAAGGUGCUGCCAGUGGAGGUGCUAGUGCAAGUGCAAAUGGCAAUGGUACUGUGAGCGCGACCGUCUUAGAGGAGUUCAAUCGUCAACGUAACAAAAACACUGAGGCUAUUGCAACUUUGGAAGCCAAGCUGGUGGAAAUGGAGCGAAAAUAUCGUGAACUAAGAGGCCGCACUGAAAGACAACAAAGGGAUAAUGAAUCUGGCGUGACAGCUUUGAAGAAUACUGUAAUUGAUCUGGAAGCACGUAUGUGCAAUGGAGUCUACCUGUGGAGGAUAGAGGGGUAUCCAACUCAUCUAGAAAACGCUCGCGAGAAUGUUGUUACAGCAUUGCACAGCCCUCCAUUUUAUACCAGUUUCUAUGGCUACAAGUUAUGCCUCAGAAUCAACCCAAACGGAGUGGAUACUGGCUAUGGUACUCAUGUUUCUUUGUUUGUUCAUAUGAUGCAGUCACCCUGGGACGAUACUCUGGAGUGGCCCUUUUCAGGCAGGAUCUCCCUUUCCAUUCUUGACCAAAGUGAUGAUGGAGAUUACAAACGUCAUAUCAGCGAAACGUUGGUCACCAGGCCUAAUCUUUUGGCAUUUCAAAGACCAACCACUCCCCGAAAUCACAAAGGCUAUGGAUAUGUGGAGUUCGCCCAUAUCGAGACAUUGCAGGAUCGGCAAUACGUUAAAAAUGACUGUCUUCUGGUUCGCGUUCAAGUUUUUCAGUGAAUCAAGCGUUAUAAUACUUUUCAUAUAUCCGAAAAAAUACAAAAAAACUUUAACUACAAAGAUAGAAAUAAAUUUAUUUCGACGUUUUGUCCAUAUUUUAGUCAUCGCCAAGAAAUAACGCUUAAUGCUUGAAAUAAUAUAUGACAUAGAAAGUUCAGAUGUUUCGUAUACCAAUAAAAAGAUAUAUAAAUGCUAAAGUUAAACCCAAAUCUGGUAUCAUGCAGAACCAUGAAUCUUUAUUAUUACUAUUACAUUUAGUUUAUUUACAAUAUAUAACCACGCCUGUCUAACUCACAAUCUUCCUGUUUGAAGAACUCGCUGUAAACCCGCAAAUUUCACUAAACUCCAUAAUUGAUAAAUGGUCUAAUAUAUUACUACCCUACUAUUAGCACAUGCAAAUGUAUUAUGUCAAACAUGAGGCAUUAUUUCCUGACGAUGACUAAAAAUAUAUUCGGGGCGUUGAAAUAAAUUUUAAAACAAUUUCUGUCUCUGGAGUGUACUGUUCUUUUGUAUUUUAUUUAAUUACUUUGUGAUUGUAAAAUGUUCGUCCUGUCUGCGUAAAAUUGGUGAUUAUUAGAUAUAUACAUAUUACUCUGUUUCUCGCGAAGAUGAGAUUUUGUGAAAGGGCAAUACAGAAAAUGUUAUGGUCACAUUUAAAAACGUUUAAAAUCCAGAGAAUCUUGUUACAGGGUUUCCAUAUUUUGUGAUGUUUUGUCAAAAUGAAGGAUUUUGUCCAAAAAGGAUUUAGAAAUUGUCGGCUGAUUAAUUCUCAAUUCAUUACCUAACUCUCGUUUGGAGUUGAGCCUUAAACUAUACAAUCAUGAUUUGUAAACCCGUAAAAACGUUAUUGUGUUUUCUGCAUGUCUCUCGUCGAGAAUGCGGUUUAUUGCUUCGACAAAAUCGGUCAUUUUUUUAUUUCAAACAAACAAUGGUCUUGCGUUAUGUUUCCGAAUCAUAUUUACCAGUGAGUGAUAUUUAUCGCUUAAAUUUAGCUUUUUCGUUGGAGAAUCCGAAUUUGAGGUGUAAUAAUUUAGUUUGAGUAUAAUUACAAAGCCAAAGGUGACCACUGAAAAUUCUGGCUUCUGAUUGGUCGAUCGACCUCGGAUUAUUAUGCAAUAUUCACCUAACCGAAUUUUUCAAAAUGCCGGCGAGCUGUUUUUGUCAAAGGUACAGGUGAAGAAAUAAGUUAUUUUAACGAAAAUACUGUACUAAAAAGCACAAAAGAUUUGUAAGAAUUAGGCAUAAAAUUAUUUCGAGGUAAAAAACUACGUUUUCGAGUGCUUUUUAACUUUAUUUUGCGAAAAUAUUACUUUAUUUAAAUCGCCCUAAAACUGUCGAGAGGUUUGUUUACCUUUGCAAAACUUUUUUAAAAAUAUUACCUAUAAAAAUAUAUAUUAAAUAUAAAAAUAUUAUCCUCGUUAAUCUAGGACGGCGGACAAACAACUUAUUUCUUUAAAAUCCUUAAUCUGUGACAAGAUUUUCUACAUACUUGGAUUUCCAGUUGAGAAUGGAAUUGCGAAAGUUUGUCCGUAAAAUUUUCUAGUUUGAAAACAAUUGUGUGACGUCAUCAAUAAUGUUACUUGGUGACGAUCACCAAGUUGUGAAAGAAAAACUGUCAUCUCUGUCAAGUUUGUGACUGUAAAUAGAAGACGUGAAUAGCGAUGAAUAGCCGCUAUUUCUACUGUAGUUUUUCCUUUAACAACUUGGUGAGCCUCACGUAGUAACAUUAUUCGAUGACGUCAGAAGCAUUGUUUUCAAACUAAAAAAUUUAAAGAGCAAGCUUUCGCAAUUCCAGGACAACUCAACUGGAAAUCGCAGUAAUAUCAAACGUUCUUCAAAGUGAGUUCGCUCCGAAAAGUCAUGUUGUCUAGUAAACAGUAGUUUUUUUAAGGGAUUUUCUUAUCAUUCACUUCGUAACAUUCUAAAUUUUUAUUGGUUGAUUUACUAGCAAAUAACUGCGUGCAAAUGAUAAUAGUUAAAAUGUUCGAAAUAAGAUCUACAAAAAUUUAUGACCGUCAACACAACUUUUUUGUGUUUUUUGGCGCGUUUACUUGGCUUUAUUAAUUACAUUUGACUUUAAACGUUACGUUACAAUUGUAUUUCAAAUGUGAUAAACAUGCUGUAUAAACCAUAAAAAUAAUACACAUAGAAUGCGCGCUGAUACCUCUUCCCUAAUAAAAAUUUGUCUCCAAAUAAAAGUUUUUUUGAAUGAUUUCAAAAUGGCGCAUUAAUAAGAGUACAGCAUGAAAAAAUUUGGGACACGUAUUCGUGAUAAGUACGCAUUCUGUUAUUAUUUCUAUGGUAUAAACCCAGUAAACGCACCAAAACAGUACAAAAAACGUUGUGUUAGUAUAGGUAAUAGUAUAAUUUCGAGUGCAAUUACGGAUUAAAAAGCACGAGUGAGUUUAAGGCUGCAAAAUAGCGCAAGUUUCGAAAGGCGAGCGUUAUUUGCAGUCUUUAAAAAAUCACGAGUGCGUGUUUAUCCGUAAUUGCACGAGAGAAAUUAUAGUAUUACGUAUUAAUGAUAUGCAAGGAAAUCUUUGAGAAUAUAUUUGUAACAGGAUUUUGCACUGUUGUUACAGUAAUUUGCACUGUUACACAUUUUUGCACUAAUGUUUGAGAUUAACUGCACUGAAAUCAACCAAUCAGGGUCGAGAAACAUUUCCUUGUAUAUUAUUAGACGUGAUAAUUGUUUAUACGUCACGUUUAUAACAAUUUCGAUUUCAAAGUCAACGUGUAAGAAUUAAUUAUUACAUUUUUUAAAGGUAAAGAAACGCGUGAAAAAAGUUCACGCGUCAUGCUCGAAUGUAAGUAUUGAACUCGCUUUUUGUAAAAUAUUGUUAUUUGCUAAUGUCUCGCAAAUCUGCUCACCAUCGACAUCGACAAAUGACGAUAUUUUGCUCGACCUCGUCCAACAAGUGAUUAUUAGUUGCCAUAAACCGACGCUGACUAAUUCUGAUUUGGGUUUCCUCGUUUGUAAAAAGAAUAUUGAAGAUGACAAGAAUAGAGGGUGCAAAACUUGUUGUUGUCCGUAAGUUUAAAACCUUUCGCAAAGCAGAAUCUUCCAUCUUAGUUUAUACAGUGGAAAAAUUUUUAUUUAUACGAUCUAGUCUAUAGCUGAUAACUAAGAAUUAUUACCAUUCAAGUAGCAUGAACAAUAACGAUACAAAAAUGAAUAUGAUAAAUGCAUUUGGAUGUAGCUAACUGCUGUGUGUUUGAAUUGAGCAACAAAUUUUACAGUUGCACUAUACUGACAGGGUCACAGAACAGUGGUAGUACCAUUGCCAGGCAGAAACUUUUGGGGUUCAAUUUUCCACGGCAGAGAAAGGGGUCGGAUGAAGAUCACUUAUUUUCCAUCUAAAUUCUAAAUUUAAAACGUUGUGGCGUUAAAAUCUUGUGACGUAAUUACCGAAAAGGUGAUGGUGCACAGACGAAAGCACAGGCUGAAUUCAGCUUUUUUUGCAGGGUGUACACGACGCUCGUGGAAGGACGACAACUGCAUGUUUUCUCUAUGCUCCCAAAGAUUGAAUUAUAAAGAUCAAGAUGUGGUUUCGAAAUCCUCUCCGCCACCGAACUUGGAAGAACUUUGCCACCCAGGGUGUGACCUCGCGUAACCUCAACUUUACCCGCAUAUAUAUUCUAUAUUAUUAUAAUUAUAAAUGUUGCGUGAUGUUAUGUGCUGUGGAAUGUUAGGUGUGUCGUCCAAUGUCAAAAGUUACGAAAUAAGAUUGAUUAUUAUGUUGAAGGAAUUAAUUAGGUAUAUAAAAAUUGAUGUAAACUGGGUGUAGCAGUUAGUGUUGGCUAUAGAUUGAGAAGGAUAAAAGUUGUAAUAUUGAUUGUAUAAUAAAGUUGUUAAAAAAUGUCA
Dendronephthya gigantea is the source of this 5747-nucleotide messenger RNA. Its product is annotated as TNF receptor-associated factor 6-like. Gene Ontology annotation, biological process: regulation of canonical NF-kappaB signal transduction; tumor necrosis factor-mediated signaling pathway; protein K63-linked ubiquitination. Gene Ontology annotation, cellular component: plasma membrane signaling receptor complex. Gene Ontology annotation, molecular function: protein binding; zinc ion binding. The transcript is spliced from 10 exons. NCBI's taxonomy places the organism in Eukaryota, Metazoa, Cnidaria, Anthozoa, Malacalcyonacea, Nephtheidae. Bases 224 to 1882 code for a protein of 552 amino acids. The record is from RefSeq and is a predicted model, not a curated record.